Messenger RNA from Maylandia zebra (zebra mbuna), 2328 nucleotides. RefSeq names its product solute carrier family 2 member 15b (gene slc2a15b). Gene Ontology annotation, biological process: dehydroascorbic acid transport. The record is from RefSeq and is a predicted model, not a curated record. Gene Ontology annotation, cellular component: plasma membrane. Gene Ontology annotation, molecular function: D-glucose transmembrane transporter activity. NCBI's taxonomy places the organism in Eukaryota, Metazoa, Chordata, Actinopteri, Cichliformes, Cichlidae.
UCAACACGACACGCCUCCUCUCCGGUACACGAUCACGGCUCAAACUCUACAAAUGGGGAUGCGGUGAAAAGAGUUUUGAAAAGUUUUGCAGAUGACGAAGAAACUCACACAAGGGGAAUAAUCAUUUAUGACUUAAAUGGCGGAAGAACUGUUACAGGGAAACAAUGAAAAACUCACCUCGCAUCUUACAAAGCCUCUGCUGGCAGUGGCUUUCCUGGCCUCAUUUGGCAGCUCUAUGCUCUAUGGCUAUAACUUGGCCGUUGUCAACUCUCCUGCAAAGUACAUCAAAGACUUCUACAAUGAGACAUUAUUAGAAAGUCAUGGCUUGACUCCGGAUGGGCAUCUUCUUACCGUCUUGUACUCUCUUACUGUGUCAAUCUUUGCCAUUGGUGGAAUGACCGGAGCACUGCUGGUGGGCAGACUAGUUACCAAAUAUGGAAGGAAAGGGACUCUGGUGAGAUCCACUGCACUUGUUUUUAUGGGCGGAGCUCUGAUGGGCUUUAGCAGAUGGUGCAGAAUUCCUGAGAUGGUCAUCAUUGGGCGUUUCAUCACAGGAGUACAUUCAGGGAUUUCUCUCAGUGUGGUGCCGAUGUACCUCGGUGAGAUCGCUCCUAAGAAUUUGCGAGGCUUCCUGGGCCUUGUUCCCAGCAUUCACAUUUGUCUUGGAGUUUUCAUCGCUCAGGUCCUGGGGCUCUCGGCGAUACUGGGAAAGGAAGAGCACUGGCCUCUGCUUUUGUCUCUUGUGGCGGUUCCUACCAUGGUCCAGCUGAUACUGUUGCCAUGGUUUCCAGAGAGUCCACGAUAUCUGCUAAUAGAGAGAGGAGAUGUGCAUGCCACCAUUGCAGCCCUAAAGUGGUUCCGUACUAAAGGAAACAUUCAGGCUGAGGUUGAAGAGAUGCAGGAGGAGCAACGCUCUUUGUCCUCCAUGCAGACCCUCUCUGUCUGCAGCCUCCUCAUGGACAGCUGUGUCCGCUGGCAGGUCCUCACUGUUGCAGUGGUCAACAUCGGCAUGCAGCUGUCUGGGAUUGAUGCCAUCUGGUUCUAUACAAAUGACAUUUUUAGGAAUGCAGGAAUCGCAGACCCUUAUAUUCAGUACACAACAGUGGGAACUGGGGCCAUUGAGGUCAUCUCAGGGAUGCUGGGGUGUUUCACUAUUGAGCGUCUGGGCAGAAGACCACUGAUGAUUGGUGGUUUCCUUUUUAUGGGACUGUGCUGUGCCGGAAUCACUGUGUCUGUCCUCUUCCAGCCGCAGUUGUCCUACAUGCGCUACAUCAGUGUGGGCUGUGUUAUUGGGAUUAUUGCUGGCUUCUGCAUAGGUCCAGCGGGUGUGCCUUUCCUGAUCACUACGGAGCUGUUUAAGCAGUCUCAUCGACCGGCUGCGUACACCGUAGCUGGUUGCCUCAACUGGAUGUCCAACUUCACCAUUGGUUUUGUCUUUCCCUUCUUAGAGAUUGCUACAGGUCCUUUCUGUUACCUGAUCUUCUGUGUGGUCUGCUUGGGAGUGGCUGUCUAUACCUUCUUCAUCAUUCCAGAGACCAAGAACAAAACUUUCUUGGAGAUCAGCCAGAUGUUUGCCACCAAGAAUGAGAUCUGUGAAGAAGAGCUGUAUCCAAAUAGUGAACUAAAAAUGGCUCUGAUGAACGGCUAUGGAACCCUCGACUUCCAUAACAAAAAAUAGGAAUUCAGCCAGUUGAAUAGGAGCUCAACCAACACUGUCAGUGAUACAGACAAGGAACUGUCAGAUCAGCUGCUUCGUGCAAAUUGUCACUGCAUACAGUUAUGGUCAGAAGUUUACAUACUCUUCAUGGGCAUGAAUGUCAUGGUAAUUUUGGACUUUUAAUGACUCCUUUGAAUUGUUCUUUUUUUAAGGUUGGAAUGAUUGUAUGGCAAACAUUUUUAAUGCUUUUAGAAAAUAUGAACUGGGGACACAGUUGUGAAUUCAUGUUGUAUUUUCUCAAAUCCACUCAAAAUUAAAAGUAUGCAUACAGACUCAAAAAUAUACAUAUAUCCCCACUAAUAUUUGAUUAAACGUCCUUUAGUGGGUUGGACCUUUUGUAGAUGCCUUUGGUAACCAGAAUUAUGCUUCUGUCAUAACUCGUACUGGACAUUUGAUCUUUCUUCUUGACAGAACUGGUAGAUUUAAUUUAAACUGGUUUCUUGAUGUGGUAAUAGCUUUUAACCAUAGUCUAUGGAGGAGGUGGGGGCUUUGGGAAGGCCAUUCCAGAAUCUUAAUGUUAGCGUCCUGUAUCCAUUCCAAAACCAGUUUUAAUGUGUGUUUGGGAUCAUUGUCCUGUUGAAACAUCCAACUGUAUCAAAGUUUUAACUGAA